Molecule: messenger RNA, 2627 nt
Organism: Spirodela intermedia
Lineage: Eukaryota; Viridiplantae; Streptophyta; Magnoliopsida; Alismatales; Araceae
Source: the annotation of a GenBank genome assembly
AUGCAAAACAGCAGCGUGACCGACGGUUACCUCUGCCUCGUCCCUGAGGAGAGUAACGGCACGAACCCUGACCUGCUGCUCAAUAAGAUCGGCCGGGUGCUGUACAACCGGCCAGCGAUAAUGUGGCCAUCGAACUACGACACCAACUUCACCGUCCUCAUCCGCAAGCGCCCCAACGCGACCUACUUCGGAGACGGUAUGGCGUUCGUGAUGACCACCGACAUGCGCCAGAGCCCCCAGGAAGCACCGGCGGUUUUUUGGGCCUGUUCGACCAGAGUACGAAUGGUGAGCCACGGAAUCCCUCUCAGUUCUCGAUGCGAUGAAAUAUUAGGGGUUCGUAUACAACGCUCGCUUUUAGUCUAUAUACUUCCGCUCCGUUGCACGACAACGAUCUAAAAAAUUAAAUUGAUUUUUUUCUAUAUAAUUUUAAACAAAAUGGAAUUUUACUCGCAUUAAGUUUUUGUGUGUUACCAGGAUAUUCCCUCAAGGAAUGUAAUGUUUUCAAUUUGUAGUUUUAGAUCAUCUAAAAGAAGUUGGGUUUGAGGUUUAAUGUAUUGCUCUCUACAUCCGGACCGAUUAACAAAGGUUGAUGAUCAAUCGAUUCCCGAAUCCACAUUCCAACAUCAAGAACCUUUAAUUCACGUAUGUAUUAUGUGGAAGGUGGGACAUAUGAGAGAACCUUAUUUAUCGUUUCUAUUCGACUCCUUACAGAAACCGAAGCUCCUCUCCUCACUUGGGUAGUCUUCUCAUUGAUGCGGGCACAUAGUCGAUGGCGUAAAAGAGGCGAUGCUGUUCGUAAAGCCUUGAAGCUAUAAUAUCUAAUUAUCUUGAAUAUUUGAAAGUCUCUGACUGAUAAUUUUAAGUUCUGGAUAUUUUGGUCUUGGACUAAUGACGUUACCUACUUAGCAUGGAACACGACGGGGCAGCUGGCCGUGGAGAUCGACACCGUACCGAACGAAUACGAAAUCCAGGAAUAUCACGUCGGUGUUGACAUCGCUAGCAUCGUCUCUAACAUCACUGCGCCUCCUAGCAAAGCCAACGUCGACCUGAACAGGGAAAUACCAGUGACUUACAGGGUGAAUUACGACGGGUGGACGAAGAAACUGGAGGUCUCCGCGGGGUACGCCGGCCAGGAACCCCUCAAGAGCGUCCUCAACUUCUCUAUCGUCAUCGCCAAGAUAGAUCCCAUCUACGUGGGUUUCACCGCGGCCUCGGGUCCCUCGCUUGACGCCAGCGAGAGCAUCCGGGUUCUCAGCUGGAACUUCUCGUCAACCCCACUGCCGGACUCGAAGCAUAGAGUUGGCACCAUUCUCGCCAUCAUCCUGUCGAUCCCUUUCGGUGUUAUCUUACUAGGGCUGCUGAUCCUGCUCGGGGUGAGGAAGUGGAGGAGGUGAUUGAGGAACGCAGCGAAUGCGCCCAAGGUGUACACGUACGACAAGCUCUCGACGGCCACAAGGCGUUUCAGCAGUGCCAACUUACUCGGUAAGGGUGGGUUUGGCAGUGUCUACAGGGGGAACUUUUCUAAUCCACCUUCAGUAGUUGCUGUCAAAAGAAUCUCCGCCACCUCCAAACAAGGUUUGCCAUGAUCAAGAAUAACUUUACCUCUGCACAUGUGAGUAGUCUUAAAAAUGUGAUAUGCUCUGAUUUGGCAGCUUAGUUCUGACAACUAAUUAGGAAUGCGCGUGAGCUGGUAAGACUUUACCUCGUCCAUACCGAUGUAACAGCAUCAACCAGAUAACAAAUGAGUUUACCCGUACACUAAACUCACUUGCCGGCAGUGUAUUACGUUUUACCACUUUUUGAUCGCACCAUUGUCUUAUAUUCAUCAGGCGAGAGGGAGUACUUUGCGGAGAUAUGCACUAUCGGGCGUCUACGUCACAAGAACAUCGUGCAGCUUCAGGGGUGGUGCCACAGCGGCAAGAGCCUCCUAACUCGUCUACGAGUUCAUGCCCAACGGAAGCCUCGACCGCCACAUUACCGCCGGAACCCUCGACUGGCCCACUCGCCACCGCAUACUCCUCGGCCUCGCCUCCGCCCUCCUCUACCUCCACGAGGAGUGCGGCGGCACCGUCGUCCACCGCGAUGUCAAGCCCAACAACGUCCUCCUCGAUGCCGACUUCGAGGCCCACCUCGGCGACUUCGGCUUGGCCCGCCUAGCCCAGGGAACAGACCGGACCACCUCCACCACCGUCCUCGCCGGCACCAUCGGGUACCUCGCCCCCGAGUACGGCUACACCGGCAAGGCCACCCCCGAGUCCGACAUCUUCAGCUACGGCGUCGUGGUGCUGGAGGUGGUCUGCGGGAGAAUGUCCUUGCUGGGAUGGGACGAUAACAACCUGUUGGAUCACGUCUGGGACCUCUACAUCUCCGGCAAGCUGCUCCAGGCGGUGGAUUCGAGACUAGAGUGUCAGUUCGACGAGGAGGUAAGGAGAACACUUUUGGUGGGGCUCAUGUGCUCCCACACGAACCCGGCGAGUCGGCCGAGGAGCAGGCAGGUGGUGCAGAUCCUGGGGAACCCGAAUCAACCGCUGUUGGUGAUGCCGGAGAGCCGGCCAGACAUCAUCAUACCCUCCUCCUCGAGAACGGAGACCGGAUUCACCUAUGGGGGCGUCGCAGUACAGCUCUAG